This is a messenger RNA of Williopsis jadinii, 2568 nucleotides long. RefSeq names its product Trk1p (gene TRK1). The transcript has a single exon. Gene Ontology annotation, molecular function: high-affinity potassium ion transmembrane transporter activity. Gene Ontology annotation, cellular component: plasma membrane. The record is from RefSeq and is a predicted model, not a curated record. The annotation marks the transcript as partial. Gene Ontology annotation, biological process: intracellular potassium ion homeostasis; potassium ion import across plasma membrane. Lineage: Eukaryota; Fungi; Ascomycota; Saccharomycetes; Phaffomycetales; Wickerhamomycetaceae.
GGCUGGAAGCUGAGAGACGCAGCUGGCGCCGUUGAGGAGAAGAUAGGCCCGUACGUCAAGAAGGUCAUCCCGUCCUUUGUCGCUGCACACUACGUCUACAUCAUCUCGAUGGUGAUACUGAGCUCGAUAGUGCUGUACCCUGUUAAGAACGCCCCCUACAUUGACAUUCUCUUCUUUGCAAGCGGGUCGUCGACCCAGGCCGGGCUGAAUACCAUCGACCUGAACAAUAUGAAGCUGUACCAACAGAUUACCAUCUAUAUCGUUUGUAUGCUAACAACGCCCAUUUUCAUCCAUGGAUCGCUCUGUGUGCUGCGUCUAUACUGGUUUGAACGGUAUUUCGAUAACAUCAGGGUCAAAUCCAAGCUGAACUUCCAAAUGAGAAGAACCGCAACUUUAGCUGCCAGAACCCAAACAAUGGACAGAUUUCGCAGUAUGGAUUCAACGGUGCCUUUUACAAACCGGCAGAAGGAGGACCUUCACAAGAUUGUGGACUCUUCGUCAUCAUCAGAUAUCGCACCAAUGGAUCCCACUGCCUUCACACAAUCUGCUAUGGAUCUACAUAGAGACGCACAGGUGACCCACGAAUCUGAACCUUCUUCAUCUGAUGAAGAAAGGGUAUCGCCAGAGGAUAGACAGGUCAAAUACUCCAAAUCUGAUGACGAUGGCAAUGAUAAUAACGGUAUUAGAUCUGGAAUCAAUAACAUCAAGUUUGGGUCCCUUCCAAAGCCUAAAAGAGAGCAGUUCGAACCAACGGAUGUUAUGAUGUCCAUCAAAAUGAUGAGAGACAAACCACAAGAAGAUGACGAUGAAGAUGAUGAGAAUGGUCCUGUAUUGGUGGUUAAAGGUCCUGCUGAGAGGGAAAGCUCAAAGCAUAACAGAACUAACUCUCAGGUGCAGUUUUCUUUACAAAAGCCUAAGAAGAUGAGAAAAAGGUCUGGUCUGAGAAGAAGUUUCACUAAUCGUAACUCUAUCUCGGAGUCUGCAGACACAAGUGAUGCUGAGAGCCAAAGAAACUUUUUACAAAGAGCCCAAUCACAUCUCCAAUUACCAUCAUCUGAUUUGAGUGGAGGUGCUAAGUUUGUUAAGAGAUCAAACACCUUGGACCCAAGUAACGAUGAAGAAGCUCAGAUGGGAUUCACACCAGCAUUUGAUCGGAUAAAGAACAAGCUUCCGAGAGGCUUGAGGAGAAGACUUUCUUCAAACACAUUUGACAAUACAUCUCAAGUCCUAGACACGUCUGCAUCUGAUACAGAAGAAGAUGACGAGGAAGAUGAUUCGGACAACAACUCAGACCAUGCUCUGAGGAGACAAAUGUCCGCUCCGUAUCUCUCGUGGGCCCCAACAGUUGGCAGAAACUCAACCUUUGUUAAUCUUUCUCAGCAGCAGAAGGAGGAACUUGGUGGUGUUGAAUACAGAGCUACAAAACUCCUUAUUAAAAUCAUUUCCGUUUACUACGUGGGGUUUCACAUUCUUGGCUUUAUCUUUUUGGUUCCUUGGAUUUUACACACACCUAGAUAUCAGACCCCAGUAAGGGAAUCUGGAACUUCUUUAACGUGGUGGGGAUUCUUCACGAGUAUGUCAGCAUUCAAUGAUUUGGGUUUUACCCUUACUCCAAACUCUAUGGGAUCUUUCAACACUUCACCAUAUGCCUUACUUAUUACAUCAUUUUUCAUCGUCAUUGGUAACACAGGGUUCCCUAUUCUUCUGAGAUUCAUUAUAUGGGUGAUGUUUAAAUUCUCUGAAGACCUGUCUCAAACUAAGGAGUCGUUGGGUUUUUUACUCGACCAUCCACGUCGUUGUUUUACAUUGUUGUUUCCGAGUGGACCAACCUGGUGGUUAUUCUUCAUUCUUGUUCUUCUUAACGCUGUGGAUCUUAUCCUCUUCAUUAUUCUGGAUAUUAAUGCUGAGGUUGUGGAGGAGCUAACUACGGGUCAAAAGGUUCUUGAUGGAUUUUUCCAAGCCAUUAGUACCAGAACUGCUGGUUUCACUUGUAUUGACCUUUCAAGCCUCCAUCCUGCUGUUCAAGUCAGCUAUAUGGUGAUGAUGUAUAUAUCCGUUAUGCCAUUGGCUAUCUCUAUUAGAAGAACUAACGUUUAUGAGGAACAAUCCCUUGGUGUCUAUGGUAAACAAACGGAGGAGGAUGGUGAUGAAAGAAAAGCCACCUCAUUUAUUGGUGCGCAUUUGAGAAAGCAGUUGUCUUUUGACUUGUGGUUUGUGUUUCUAGGUUUAUUUAUCAUUUGUAUCGCUGAAGGUGGAAAGAUUCAAAACCCUUUAGAGCCUUCUUUCAACAUCUUUUCGUGUAUGUUUGAAGUUGUGUCAGCAUAUGGUACAGUGGGACUCUCGUUAGGAUACCCAGGGACAAACCAGUCAUUCUCUGGAAAGUUCGAUACCAUUUCAAAACUUGUUAUAAUCGCAAUGAUGAUAAGAGGUCGUCACAGAGGUUUACCUUAUGCUCUUGAUCGUGCUAUUAUGCUUCCAUCUGCGCAAAUGGAUGCCAGAGAUAGAUACCAAGAUUUACACGCAGGCCAUACUAUUCAACGUUCAGAAACGAUGGGCUCAAGUACAGAU